AUGGCGGGACCAGACAGCAAACGCAUGUACCUGUCCAUCGUGGCGCAGAAUAUGGAUAAAAUAAAAGCUGAGAAGCCGUACUGGAACAAGAACUUCGUUCCGAUAACAGCAAGCGGUGCGGGGACGAAGUAUACGAUGUUGCAGGCGGCGAUGAUGCUCGACAAGAUGAAAGUAGUCAAGUACCUUGCUGGGCACCCUGCAGUGGACUUCUCUGUGAAAUCCACAGAUAACAAAUCCACUCUAAUGAUUGCUGCCAUCUCACAGAUGCCUGUUUCCGUCCUCGAGAAGAUUCUUGAGAGAUACGACUUGCGGACAAUAAACGAGCUGGAUCCUGCUGGUAACACAGCCCUCGACCUUUGCGAACCAGACACGGAAGAAUACGAUUUUCUCCAGUCUGUUGGCUGCAAGACGAAAGCGGAUCGGGAAGCGACUCUACACGAGUUUCUCGUCAGCGCGGGGAACCACGUCGUACAUCAGCGAGUGCGAAAAAAAGGAGAAGGUGAGAGGCGACCUGCCGAGCAGGCAGAGGCGAAAAGUGGCGCAGGGUCCACACCACAGAAAACGCCGCGGUCAACAGCGUCCGGACGUGAAACGCCGACAGAGCCUGAACGGCGGGGCGCUGAACAGCAAGAUGGAAACCAAAGAGGCACCGAUGCCAACAGUCCAGUAAAACCGGAUGAUGCAGACUGCGCAGUAGAUGAGAUGGACGAAGACCCGUGGCAGUUGGUGGACACGCCGGAGGAUCUCCUGCACCUCCUGCAAGAUUACUUGGAGACUUGGGGAAGUGAAGGAGAUGACGGCGAGCUGUGUCAAGAGUGGGUCGAGUAUGUUACCAAGAAACUGAAAAAGGGUAACGGUGAUCGUGCUGUCCAGAAGUGGAACGCUCUGAUGACGUCAAUGUACGGCGAGGAAAACCUUCGCCAUUAUUCCGCGAACAAGCAUGAGACGGCGAAACAGACCGAAGAGGCAGGUGCACCAGCGAGCGAAGACAAGAGGGAAGCAGAACCGUUGGAAGAAAGCGUCGCUCCACUACCAGCUCAAGACACAGAAAAAAGGCCUGACGCCGAUAUGGGGCGUACGGGCGACGUCCCUCGCCCAGAGGUUCUCAAAAAUUUCUUCGAUCCAACAGCCCCGCCUAUCGAAAUGAAGACGCCGAGGAAGCCGCCUCCGCCAGAUGGUGGCCCACGUGUCGUGGGACUGGGCCUUGACAAAGAAGAGGCGAGGAAACAAGUUGCUGAACUUCUCGGAUCGCCGCGUCCGUCUCUCAGGGAACGUCGGGCCUCUGCGAAAAAAUAA
Besnoitia besnoiti is the source of this 1296-nucleotide messenger RNA. RefSeq lists its product as uncharacterized. The record is from RefSeq and is a predicted model, not a curated record. Lineage: Eukaryota; Apicomplexa; Conoidasida; Eucoccidiorida; Sarcocystidae. The transcript has 4 exons. The coding region runs from base 1 to 1296 and encodes 431 amino acids.